Schistocerca cancellata (South American locust) is the source of this 4810-nucleotide messenger RNA. Its product is annotated as transcriptional regulator ovo. The transcript is spliced from 3 exons. Gene Ontology annotation, cellular component: nucleus. The record is from RefSeq and is a predicted model, not a curated record. Bases 14 to 1936 code for a protein of 640 amino acids. Gene Ontology annotation, molecular function: DNA-binding transcription factor activity, RNA polymerase II-specific; RNA polymerase II cis-regulatory region sequence-specific DNA binding. NCBI's taxonomy places the organism in Eukaryota, Metazoa, Arthropoda, Insecta, Orthoptera, Acrididae. Gene Ontology annotation, biological process: regulation of transcription by RNA polymerase II.
CACCCCCGUGAUAAUGGAUAUCACAGAAGCUUUCAGAGCGGAAGACAUAUCGAAGACGGACUUCUUCGAUUUCGUCGUGGCCCCCGACGUGGGUGACCCGCCGCACGCGCUGACCUUCAACCGCUCGCUGAUGAAGUCCAUGGGCAUAUUCAUCGAGAACUCGUCGGUGAACAGCGGCGCCGCCCAGAUGGGUGCGUUCCAGGAGCUGAAGGAGGCCAACAACAACCACCUGGUGAUGGCGUCCGCGGCCGGCGCCGGCGCCGCCAACGCCGCCGGAGACCCGGGGGCGCUCGCGUUCUCCGAGCACGGCUUCUGGUCAUCGCCGCCGCAGUGCGACAAGGAGACGGUGCGCCUCGAGACGGCCUUCUUCGAGGACCUCAACACGUACUGCUGGAGCCAGGACAGCGACGCGUCGGGCUCGUCCAGCCACAAGGAGGCGGCCACGCCCGGAGGCGGCGGGCGGCCGGGGGCGGCCGGGGGCGGCAACACGGACGGCGCCAUCUACACGCUGACGGUGCUGCACGGCAACGAGCAGCAGCCGAUGGCCGCCCAGCAGCCGCAGCCGCAGCAGCAGCCGCAGCAGCAGGCGGCGCUCGACAUCGACGCCAUCCUGAGCAUCGUGCCCGGCGACGGGCACGCGCACGCCGACGGCCCGGCCUUCCACUCCAACGGCUACCACCCGCACCACUCCGCGGGACACCAGGACGCCAGCACGCUCAGCCCGCACCAGGCCAUGGCCCACGAGAUCAAGACGGAGCAGCAGCAGCAGUACAGCUACGAGCACAUCUCCGAGUCGUCGCCGAUGAUGGAGACCAGCGGCGACGCCGAAACGUUUGGUGGCGCUGCGGGCCAGACCGCGGCUUCCAACAACAACAACGACUGGAAGAUUGGCGACAACAACAGCGGCACCAAUGUGGACUCACUGCUGAGGAGUGCGCUUCAAGGCAAAGGGGCCUUCUUGAACAGGUACAACGGCGCGCACAAGGGCGACUGCCUGAAGGACGGGCACACGGAGCUGCGCCGCGCGCUCUCCACUCCGCCCGGCAGCCACGGCAGCGGCUCCAAGACGCCGACGGCGGCCGGGUCGCCGGUCUUCGCGCCCGAGGCGGCGGACGACGGCGCCGACAAGAAGCCGCUGGUGCAGCACCAGCACCUCCAGCUGGACAGCGGGCCGGCGGGCAGGGCCGCCAUGUUCGACGACGGCGACCACCACUCCCCGCCCGCCACCAGCGUCGACGACAUCCUCUUCUCGUUCCCGGGAGGCUUCGACGAGAAGAUACGGAACAUCACGAACGAGGUCGUGGAGUCGGCGAAGCGGUUCUGCGUGAUGGAGCAGCAGCCGCACGACCAGCACCACGCGUCCAUGUACAUGGCGCGGCUGCCGCCACCCACCCACGACGGGCUCGCGCUGAUCCCCCUGAACCACCACCACCACCACCACCACCACCAGCACCACCACCAGCACCACCAACAGCACCACCCCCACCAGCAGGCGCACCACCACGCGCUGUCGUCGCCGCCGGCUCCGCAGCACCAGACGCCGCCGCCGCCGCCUCCGCAGGCGCCGCCGAGGGCCAAGAAGUACUCCAAGAAGCAGAGCUCCGCGGCCAAGGGGGCGCCGCAGCAGGGCGGCGGCGCUGCGGGCGCGCGCAAGGAGCGCUCGCUGCACUACUGCAGCAUCUGCAGCAAGGGCUUCAAGGACAAGUACUCGGUGAACGUGCACAUCAGGACGCACACCGGCGAGAAGCCCUUCUCCUGCACGCUGUGCGGCAAGAGCUUCCGCCAGAAGGCGCACCUCGCCAAGCACUACCAGACACACAUCGCGCAGAAGAAUCUGACACCGGGGGCAGGCGGCGGCAGCGGCUGCGGAGGCGGCAGCGGCGUGUCCAAGCCGUCCACGAACAAGAACCGGUACGCCGCUCCCAAAGCCUCGUGAUUGCUGCGGCGCGGACGGCUCCUUCUCCCCUAUAACGGUCGCAGCAGGCUUCGAAACAGACUUUCUGUCCAGUGGCUGUGUUGGCACUAAUGUUACCAUCUUCAGAGCAUUUGGCUUUGUAGGUCAGUCCGUAUUUCCGAGUCACCAACUACGUCACUGUCAUUAGCAAAUGUAAUUUUUUUUUAUCUCGUGGACACACAGUGCAUUUUAUAUAAACUACACUGCAUAUUUUAGUUUAUAGAUGCCCCUGUGAAUUUCAAUAAGCGUGGAAAGUUAUAAACGUCCCGUUCUUCUUUUUACUCCUGCUGAUCUCUCAGUAUUAUUACUAUUAUUAUUUUAUUGUUAUUAUUUAAUACUUGUUUUUAAGUUUUGUAUAAGAAUGUAAAUAAUUAUAUCACAACGAUAAUUUCGGCGGAGGCGAUGAAGAUGACCAUACCAAACCACUGUCCAAAACUUCACGGAAUAGAACAAAAAUGACUCGUUCACAUUUUAUCAAGCAUUUUUGCUGAAAACACAGAUGUCAGUAUUCUUUCCUAAACUCUGCAAUAUUAUACUACUCAAAAAAUAAAAAUAUAAUUUUGUUACAAUAUUCUUUCAAGAAAACUAAGACAAAAUCGUAUGAAGAAUAAAGAGUAACAUGUGGAGAAAUUCCAUAGUGAGACCAGAACAUCCUUGACAUAAGGUAAUGCCUUCUGCUUUUCUGAGAUACGCUAGUGUGUGGAGCAAUGUGACAGAAAAAUAAUCAUUCAAUAAAGUGAAAAGUGUCUCAGAUGGUUUGUUUCGACUCCAGUUAACCAAAUUUAUUCAGUUAUCACAAAUAGAAGGUGUUUCAAACAUAAAUCAAACUCUAGUGGUUAUCGAUCACGUCGUGGGCAACUGUUGUUAGAGACAUAAUGGUCGCUGACGCUUCCUGACGGUGCUAGGGGCCAUUCUGUAGUGGUUAUGCGUCUUGCUCAUUCGGUGAAAUCUCAUCAUCCUAUGGCCCGCAAAUACAAUAAAAAACGCCUAGCAUUGGGGAAGCACCUCUAGCAAAAGUUGUUCCAAAUGAUAUGAUCUGUCGCCCACACAAGUUUCAUGCAAAAACUUUGGAACACCCUGUAUAUUACGUUUGCAUAGAUUAAUGAACGUAAGCAACUACUGUUUGUGCUUAUUACGAUUUCUUAUAAUGUUCUCAGUACUUCUGAGUUUCACAAAUCGGUGCAAAACAAUAACAAUAUCACUGGUGUAACUGGUAAUAGCAAUAUCACUAGCAUAACUAAAUAUUUUGAUAUCAUAAUGUGUGCAAAUCCGCACUUACCUACUCCUAAUUUGUCUGCCUCUCUGGCAUGGAUCACUUGUAAUAGCUCAGUAACAUAAAAGCAUUGCAUAAAAAAGCUAAGAGAGUCACGUGCCAUAAAAAAUAUAUUUGGAUUUUAAAAAGAGAAACUAAUUGAAGCUGUUAAACACAAAUAAGUGCAAAAAUAUCAUACAACACUACUAUGUCUCCAGAAAUCAUAUCCAAAACAAUAAAUUUUGACAUGUCUAGACAUGAAACUGUAACAUACUCCAGUACAAUUGAGUGCAGUUAUGAUAGCUAUUUCUUGAAAGAUGAGAAACAUAUUUCAGCCACAAGGUGUGAUCUGUUAAUCAGUAUUAUAAAUGUAGGUACUUAUCUUCUCUAAAAUAACAUAUUCAUCACUUUAUAGACAAUGUCUGUACACACACACACAAAUUAAUUUCAACUUAAUUGCUGUUUAAUGCAUUAGUCAUAUUGGCCAGCAGUUCCAAGUAUUUCUGUGUGUACACCAUGGCAUUGCCUCUGGAAGACUGGGGAUGUUUUUCUUGUUAUGAGCAUAUUUCUUCAUGCAAUUCUUUGCUUUUACACUUUCACUGAUAAUUUCACAGCCCCAUAAAUUCUUCAAAAUUUUAUAAUUCAUCUAUUUUUGGUGGUCAUGGUUAUUGGUAUAGUGAGUAGUUUCUGUAGUUUUCCAGUAUUUGAUAAUCCAUGUACAACACUGGGUGACAUUUCAGCAGAAUUAUCUCCUCCAUGUCAUUCACAAAACAGAGCAAAGAAAACACUACCCUUACAAAGCAGGCCUCUGAUUAAACUGUUGCUGGUAGUUCCUUCAUAAUAUUGUUCUGUACACUGGGAGUAAACAUACUGUUUUAAAUAUGCAUAACUGAGAUUACUUUAUGUAGCUACAACUAUCAGUUUAUAUUUACUAUAAGUAUCACUUUCAUUUCUCCACAUGUCCACACAGCAAUGACAUAUUCUUCUCCUUGAAAUUAUUUUCGUGACUGUGUAAGAAACUCACUAUCUCUCUUGUGAAUCACGUUAUUUAUUGUAGACCAUUUGAUCGCCAGAGUAUUUGUCAGACUUUAAUAGCAACUGACAUUUUCAUCUCAACAUCACAAAGCAUAAACAUAUCAAACUGUCAUUUAAAAUUAAGACUUAAUCACAAAGAGAGUAAAUAACUGAUCAUACUUGUGUUUGAGGUGAAGCAGUGGUGCAUAUCAAGUGAAAAUGGUGUAAUGAGUGAGAUCAUUUAGACAAAUCCUAUAAUAUGUAUACUAUUUUUUCCAAUCAGUUGAGGUAAUUAUAUUAGGUAUAGCAGUUAUGAAGGCCAAACAUUUGUUGCCAAUUCAUAUUUUUAUAUAAUGUUUAUAUAUGUGUAAUAAAUGUUGUUAUACAAUUUAAGAUAUUUUAUUUAUGAGAUAUUAAAAUACAAAGAAAAUAAAGAUUUUUAUGGCAAUGCAUACAUGAUUGCAGCACUGUUUUCCAUAUCAUAAAAUAUAUAAUAAAACACAGAACAGACUGAAAUAAGUGAACUGUUUCUUAGCAUUAGUUAAAACUUAAAGAGUGUCAAUGUCCUUCAAAUUACAUACAACUGUAUC